UGCGUGAUGACGCAAGGACGUGCGCUCGGUGGCUCAUUGGGGAAGAUGGCGGCUGCAGUUUUGGAGGAGAGGGAUUGAGAGGGGAGGAGGAAGGAGUCUGGAGAAUAGAGACGUUCCCAACUGUGAAGACGAACGCUUCGCUCGCCGUUAGGAGCUCUGCUCAACGCCUGACGUGUACUAGAAGGACAACAUCACCAUGGCCACAGAAAUUGGUUCUCCUCCUCGUUUUUUCCAUAUGCCACGGUUCCAACACCAGGCACCUCGACAACUAUUUUAUAAACGACCUGACUUCGCACAGCAGCAAGCAAUGCAGCAGCUUACCUUUGAUGGAAAACGAAUGAGAAAAGCUGUAAACCGAAAAACCAUAGACUAUAAUCCAUCUGUAAUUAAGUAUUUAGAGAAUAGAAUAUGGCAAAGAGACCAGAGAGAUAUGAGGGCAAUUCAGCCUGAUGCAGGUUAUUAUAAUGAUCUGGUUCCACCUAUAGGAAUGUUGAAUAAUCCUAUGAAUGCAGUAACAACAAAGUUUGUUCGGACAUCAACAAAUAAAGUAAAGUGUCCAGUAUUUGUUGUCAGGUGGACUCCAGAAGGAAGACGGUUGGUUACCGGAGCUUCUAGUGGAGAGUUCACCUUGUGGAAUGGACUCACUUUCAAUUUUGAAACAAUUUUACAGGCUCACGAUAGCCCAGUGAGGGCCAUGACUUGGUCACAUAAUGACAUGUGGAUGUUGACAGCAGACCACGGAGGAUAUGUGAAAUAUUGGCAGUCGAACAUGAACAACGUCAAGAUGUUCCAGGCACAUAAGGAGGCGAUUAGAGAGGCCAGUUUCUCACCCACGGAUAAUAAAUUUGCUACAUGCUCUGAUGACGGCACUGUUAGAAUCUGGGACUUUCUUCGUUGCCAUGAGGAAAGAAUUCUCCGAGGGCAUGGUGCUGAUGUGAAAUGUGUAGACUGGCAUCCAACCAAAGGGUUAGUUGUUUCAGGAAGUAAAGAUAGUCAACAGCCAAUCAAGUUCUGGGAUCCCAAGACUGGGCAGAGUCUUGCAACACUUCAUGCCCAUAAAAACACUGUAAUGGAAGUGAAAUUAAACCUCAAUGGCAAUUGGCUACUCACAGCAUCACGUGACCAUCUCUGUAAACUUUUUGACAUUCGAAACCUGAAAGAAGAGCUUCAAGUCUUCCGAGGUCAUAAGAAAGAAGCCACAGCUGUGGCCUGGCAUCCUGUUCAUGAGGGACUUUUUGCCAGUGGAGGAUCAGAUGGUUCUUUGUUAUUCUGGCAUGUUGGAGUAGAAAAGGAGGUGGGUGGGAUGGAGAUGGCUCAUGAAGGAAUGAUCUGGAGUCUGGCCUGGCAUCCUCUUGGACAUAUUCUCUGCUCAGGCUCAAAUGACCACACUAGCAAAUUCUGGACUCGAAACCGACCAGGUGAUAAAAUGCGAGAUCGAUAUAAUCUAAACCUGUUACCUGGAAUGUCUGAAGAUGGAGUAGAAUAUGAUGACCUUGAACCUAAUAGCCUGGCAGUGAUUCCAGGGAUGGGAAUACCAGAACAACUAAAAUUAGCUAUGGAACAAGAGCAGAUGGGGAAGGAUGAAUCAAAUGAAAUUGAAAUGACAAUUCCAGGUUUAGAUUGGGGAAUGGAGGAGGUGAUGCAAAAGGAUCAGAAAAAAGUACCUCAGAAGAAAGUCCCUUAUGCAAAACCUAUUCCUGCUCAGUUCCAGCAGGCCUGGAUGCAAAAUAAAGUACCCAUCCCUGCUCCAAAUGAGGUGCUGAAUGACAGAAAAGAAGACAUUAAAUUGGAAGAGAAGAAAAAAACACAAGCAGAAAUUGAGCAAGAAAUGGCCACAUUACAAUAUACCAAUCCACAGCUUUUGGAGCAACUUAAAAUUGAAAGACUUGCGCAGAAACAGGCUGAGCAAAUUCAGCCCCCUCCCUCAUCUGGCACCCCUCUCCUUGGACCCCAGCCCUUUCCAGGACAAGGUCCAAUGUCUCAGAUUCCUCAAGGUUUUCAGCAGCCCCAUCCAUCUCAGCAGAUGCCAAUGAACAUGGCUCAGAUGGGGCCUCCAGGUCCACAGGGACAGUUUAGACCCCCGGGACCUCAGGGACAAAUGGGACCACAAGGUCCUCCACUGCAUCAGGGAGGUGGGGGUCCACAAGGAUUCAUGGGACCACAGGGGCCCCAGGGCCCACCCCAGGGGCUCCCAAGGCCUCAGGACAUGCAUGGACCCCAAGGAAUGCAGAGGCACCCUGGACCUCAUGGCCCUUUGGGACCUCAGGGGCCACCUGGACCACAGGGUAGUUCUGGUCCUCAAGGUCAUAUGGGUCCUCAGGGUCCACCUGGCCCACAGGGUCACAUAGGCCCUCAAGGCCCACCUGGUCCCCAGGGCCACUUGGGCCCACAGGGGCCUCCUGGUACUCAAGGUAUGCAGGGACCACCUGGUCCCAGAGGAAUGCAAGGACCUCCACAUCCUCAUGGAAUACAAGGUGGACCAGGGUCUCAAGGAAUCCAAGGUCCUGUGUCUCAGGGACCUCUAAUGGGAUUGAAUCCAAGAGGAAUGCAGGGGCCUCCAGGUCCCCGAGAGAAUCAGGGUCCUGCUCCCCAAGGGAUGAUGAUGGGCCACCCACCUCAAGAGAUGAGAGGACCUCACCCUCCAAGUGGACUGCUGGGACAUGGCCCUCAGGAAAUGAGAGGUCCUCAGGAGAUGAGAGGCAUGCAGGGGCCUCCACCCCAAGGAUCAAUGCUGGGCCCUCCCCAGGAACUGCGAGGUCCUCCAGGCUCACAAGGUCAGCAGGGGCCGCCCCAGGGCUCUUUGGGACCUCCACCCCAGGGUGGCAUGCAAGGGCCCCCUGGACCUCAGGGACAGCAGAACCCGGCAAGAGGGCCACAUCCAUCUCAAGGGCCAAUACCAUUCCAGCAGCAGAAAACACCACUGCUAGGUGAUGGGCCCCGGGCCCCCUUCAAUCAGGAAGGACAAAGUACAGGCCCCCCACCCCUCAUACCAGGCUUAGGACAACAGGGAGCACAAGGCCGCAUCCCCCCUCUGAAUCCUGGACAAGGACCUGGCCCUAACAAAGGUGACUCCCGUGGCCCUCCAAACCAUCACCUGGGCCCGAUGUCAGAGAGGCGGCAUGAGCAGAGUGGUGGCCCUGAGCAUGGGCCUGAGAGAGGGCCUUUUCGGGGUGGCCAGGACUGCAGGGGUCCCCCUGACAGGCGUGGCCCUCACCCUGACUUCCCUGAUGACUUCAGCAGACCUGACGACUUCCACCCCGACAAGCGCUUUGGCCACCGCUUACGUGAAUUUGAGGGGCGAGGAGGACCUUUGCCACAGGAAGAGAAGUGGAGGCGAGGGGGCCCUGGGCCUCCGUUUCCUCCUGAUCACAGGGAAUUCAGCGAGGGAGAUGGCCGGGGUGCAGCCCGAGGUCCUCCAGGGGCAUGGGAAGGCCGCAGACCUGGAGAGGAGCGCUUCCCUCGGGAACCCGAGGACCCACGUUUUCGAGGGCGCAGAGAAGAAAGCUUCAGAAGAGGAGCACCACCGAGACAUGAGGGCCGUGCCCCACCCAGAGGAAGGGAUGGUUUUCCUGGUCCUGAAGACUUUGGUCCAGAGGAGAAUUUUGAUGCUUCUGAUGAGGCGGCCAGAGCACGAGAUCUCCGAGGCCGAGGUCGGGGUGCCCCACGAGGAGGAAGGAAAGGCUUACUUCCCACCCCUGAUGAGUUCCCUCGAUUUGAAGGAGGACGGAAGCCAGACUCCUGGGACGGAAACCGAGAGCCAGGACCAGGUCAUGAACAUUUCCGUGAUGCUCCCCGCCCUGAUCAUCCCCCUCAUGACGGUCAUUCCCCAGCCAGCAGAGAACGCUCUUCUUCUCUACAAGGCAUGGACAUGGCAUCCCUGCCACCCCGAAAGCGCCCCUGGCAUGAUGGGCCAGGCACUUCUGAGCACAGAGAGAUGGAAGCCCCAGGGGGCCCUUCUGAGGACCGAGGAGGCAAAGGCCGAGGUGGCCCGGGACCUUCUCAGAGAGUGCCAAAAUCUGGGCGUUCCAGCUCUUUGGAUGGAGACCAUCACGAUGGAUACCAUAGAGACGAACCUUUUGGGGGUCCUCCGGGCAGUGGCACCCCCUCUCGAGGGGGCCGGAGUGGGAGUAACUGGGGUAGAGGGAGCAACAUGAACUCUGGCCCUCCAAGGCGAGGUGCUUCAAGGGGUGGUGGAAGGGGUCGGUAGAAGUGGGGACCGAGUACCACUAGGCCUCUCUGGACAGUAUUUAAGAACUUGUGGACUUACCAAGUGAAACACAAGGAAGCCCGCAUCAUUGUAGCCCUGAACUCUUCUGGGGUAGCUGAGUCCCAGGAGCCCCUCAUGAGGUCUUCAAGAUGAAGAGACUGCUGCCAGCUACCCAGAGUAGCUAGACUUGUUUUGUCCUGUCCACCCUCAUUGCCCCAACUCCCAUGUUGUUUUGUGAAGAUAAAGCUGGAAACCUUUUUUUUUUUUUUUUUUUUUAAGUGUCAUGAGACAUGGAGCACCUCCACAACUUUAAGUUCAUGUCCAAUUGGAAAUUUGUUUCUAUAUAUGUACAGUUUGUCAGAGAAAAAGCAUUGUUGUUUUUGUAUGAAUACAGAAUGUGAUUUACGCAAGAAUUAACAGAAAACCAGUCGUGAAGUGCUUGACUUAAUGGAAUCUUUGGUAAUCCAUUGUAUCUAAUCUGUUGAGGCUUAUAGUUAUUACUGAUGUUCAUGAGCAGACUUAAUGGGAACUGGUAGGUCAUCUAAUUUCAUUUGUGAACUUGUGUUUUUUAACAAAUUCUCAUCUAGAUAUUCUCUCACACUGUUUUUAUUGUAUAGUGAGGAAUAGUUUAAAACUAAUGUAGUUCAGAAGCCUAAGUGAUUUGGCAGAUGGAAAAUUAUUAUAUUUUUAAGAAAAAAAUUCAUCUGGUUGUUCUGGUAGGGGCUCUGGGGCACAUCUGGUAUUCACACUUUAGAUUUGAAUUGCUUUAUUUGAUGAGAAUUUGGUAUAAGUCAUAUACCCUUUUGGUAACUUUAAAACCAUUUCACACACUAAGUUGAAAAGGGACUGAAAUUUGUUUUACAAAACGUAAAUUCUUCCAUACUAGCUUUGUGGAAAUACUAAUGUUUAAGGUAGAGAAUAGAUCUAACUUAGAUUAAGACAAAAAUUCAGUUUUAGAUAUCCCUUUUUAUGCUGGUGAUUUUAUAAGUAAGCUUUUUAUUACUAAAAGCAGUCCUGUAGCUGCCUUAACAUUUCAUUACAUUGCUAGCUUGUUUGGCAGUGGAGACAGGUGUACUUGGCAGACUUAGUAGUGCUGGAAGUCUGAAUGGUUGCUUAGGAAAGGGAUACUGACAUAGUUGGAUGGCAUACAGAAAUAGUAACUGGUUCUAUUAAUGGGAAAAAUGAUAAAGGUCAAGUUAUUUCUGUGGCAUGAGAAAACGUUGAGUACCUACACUGUUUUUUGGGUUACUACAACCUAAAAAUUCCAAGUAAAUCUCAUUUUACUUCAAAAUUAAAAACAAUUAUCUGUACCCUACUAUUAACACACUAUUAGGAGAAUCAAGAUUGCUUCAGGUUUGUGGAUAUAUUUUAUUUGUUCUCCACUAGUAUAGCAUUAAAAAAAGAAAUCAUAAUCAAAUUUCAGGAAGCUAAAAGGAUCCAGAGACCAAAUCCUUAUAGAGAUUAAGUACCUUUCCUUCAUGUGGAAUUAUUAACAUUUUAGAGUUUAACUUUAAAAAUAGUUCCUGGGAAAGCAGAUAACCAGAUCACAUUUUGAGAAUGAAUUCAUUUAGAGAAAGCAGAAAUCUUGACAGUAUACCUUUAUUAAAAUACUCAGAAAUAUAGUAUAUAUGGCAUUUUAAAACAUCACUGUCCAAAUAAAUACAAGAUAUGGUGGUUUGAAUUUUUUAAAAACUAGAUUUUCAAUGAAUUGAGAAAAUGCUGGAAACUUUUUUUUGGCUGUACUAGGGAUCCACCCAGGGCCUCAGGCAUGCUGGGCAAGCUUUCUACCACUGAGCUAUGUCCCCAGUCCUUUUUUGUACUUUAUUUAGAGACAGGGUCUCACUGAGU
Molecule: messenger RNA, 6055 nt
Organism: Sciurus carolinensis (gray squirrel)
Lineage: Eukaryota; Metazoa; Chordata; Mammalia; Rodentia; Sciuridae
Gene: Wdr33
Product: WD repeat domain 33
Exons: 22
Coding region: 197-4207 (1336 amino acids)
Cellular component (GO): mRNA cleavage and polyadenylation specificity factor complex
Molecular function (GO): protein binding
Source: RefSeq, a predicted model, not a curated record